This is a messenger RNA of Cajanus cajan (pigeon pea), 862 nucleotides long. RefSeq names its product calcium-binding protein CML38. The record is from RefSeq and is a predicted model, not a curated record. Gene Ontology annotation, molecular function: calcium ion binding. NCBI's taxonomy places the organism in Eukaryota, Viridiplantae, Streptophyta, Magnoliopsida, Fabales, Fabaceae.
CAUUCAUCUUCGAACACUGUCCUUUGCCGCGUUAAGCCCUUUUCCUUUUUCCUUCGUAUCUUGAACUUUCCGAUGCCAUUACAUAUCCACGAAUUUGCACCAACAACUAGACAUCACAAACACGACAUAUAUAUAGUAUAAAAACAUCACCCCUCACAACAUGUUCCACGUACAAAACUAUCCCACGACCCCGCACGUGCAUAACAAUUUCACUAGUGUCGAUUUGCAUCAACUUUGUUGAGUUGUGAUUUGUAACAUUAUGAGGGUGAUCAACUGUGAGUUUGAGCGUGUCCUUAAGUAUUUUGAUGAGGAUGGGGAUGGCAAGGUUUCCUCAUCUGAGCUGAGGAACAGGCUAGGCAUGAUGGGUGGUGAGUUAUUGUCGAAAGAAGUUGAAAUGUUGAUUGAGGAAUUGGAUUCGGAUGGUGAUGGGUUGUUGAGUUUGGAUGAUUUUGUGAACUUGAUGGAGGCAGCUGGUGAAGAAGAGAAGAUGAAGGAUUUGGAAGAGGCUUUUGAGAUGUAUAAUGACACUCAAAUGUUUGGCUUUAUAACUCCACAAAGCUUGCAAAGGAUGCUGGGUAGGUUAGGAGAAUCAAAAUCCAUGGACCAAUGUAGAGCUAUGAUUGGUCACUUUGACUUGAAUGGUGAUGGGUUGCUUAGCUUUGAUGAAUUUAGAGUCAUGAUGCAGUGAUAUUUUCUUUUAUUUAAUUUGUCAUGUUAAAAAUGGGAUUGGGGUUGGAUUUGAUUCAUUUGUUUGUAGAUAUCACUAGUAGUCCCUGGAUUCAUUUUUAGGAUUAUGUAUGACUCUGAUUUUCUGAGCUUUGCAAGCUCUGUAUAUAUAUCAUUAUUGCUGUUUACUAUAUUA